AUGGAGUCUUCAAGCUCCCCUACACCAGCAGGCAGCUCAAAGAGCAUAAAUGUCACACCAAUACAUCUCAAUCUACAUAGCUCAAUGGCUAGUGAGCUCCUAGCCACCCAUGAGGCUGAGGCACAGAAAUCCCAUGCAGAAGCACUAGCUACUGCAAAUAUGCUUGAUCAGAUUGAAGAAGACUUAGAUGACAUGAAGACAACAGACCUAUCAAGAGCACUGACCCUUGAAGUCAUCAUGAAGGCAUUAGUCAAGAAUUAA
This is a messenger RNA of Paracoccidioides lutzii Pb01, 261 nucleotides long. RefSeq lists its product as hypothetical. The transcript has a single exon. The record is from RefSeq and is a predicted model, not a curated record. The coding region runs from base 1 to 261 and encodes 86 amino acids.